AUGUUUCCUGCUGUGAACUCCUAUUCCAACUCCAUCUCUGAAGAUGAUAUUCAUCAUCAUGCCACCAUUAUUCCACAAGGCAUUAUUUCUAGGGUUCAUGCUGACGAUCAUUUUGGAACCCUAAAUUCAGUUCUUCAAAAUAGUACACUUAACAUUAAUAAUUCGUCUCAUCAGCUUCAGCAGCAGCAGCAGCCACAAAAACCCAAGAAAAAAAGAAACCUCCCAGGAAAUCCAGACCCAGAUGCUGAGGUGAUUGCCCUUUCCCCCAAAACCCUUUUGGCCACAAACCGAUUCGUUUGUGAGAUUUGCAACAAGGGCUUCCAGAGGGAUCAAAACCUUCAACUCCACAGACGAGGCCACAACUUGCCGUGGAAGCUCAAGCAAAGAAACGGCAAAGAGACGAAAAAACGGGCUUACGUUUGCCCCGAGCCCACUUGUCUCCACCACCACCCGUCGAGGGCACUUGGCGAUCUCACGGGAAUCAAGAAGCAUUACUGCAGAAAACAUGGCGAGAAAAAAUGGAAAUGCGAAAAGUGUUCGAAGGUUUAUGCAGUUCAGUCUGAUUGGAAGGCUCAUUCUAAGACAUGUGGGACGAGGGAGUAUAGAUGUGACUGUGGAACUCUUUUCUCCAGGAAGGACAGCUUCAUCACCCACCGUGCAUUCUGCGAUGCUCUUGCCGAGGAAAGUGCUCGUCUUUCUGCGGCCACAAACAACCCGAUCUUGACCCCAAACCCAAAUAACCACCCGAUCUCGGCCCAAAACCCUAACAACUCAACUCUAUUCCACUUCAAUCCCCAAACUACCCUUCCAAUCUCCGACCACAGUCGCCGCCACCCGUGGGACCCACCGCCGCACCACCACCGCCAAAACCCUAAUAAUAACAACCAUCCCUUCAACAUCAUCAAACGGGAAAACGGCGUCCACGUCAUCAACAACUUGGACUGCAUCAUCAACAACAACAAUAACCACUCGAUCCUCGUGCCGCCGGCCACCGGAGGUGGCCCACCGCCACUGCCACUCUCGGCCACCGCGCUCCUUCAGAAGGCAGCGACGACGGUGGGAAGCACCCAAUCGGGCCCCGUGGGGUCCGCCAUGGCCCACCUAGACAUGCACCACGUUGUGGGGCCCGCAUGGAGCGGCGGAGGAGAAGACGACGGGUUCACGAGGGAUUUUCUAGGGCUGACCGGAGGAGGAGGAGGAGGAAACAUGGCCAUGAAGUUUCCGGCGGUGUUCGAUUAUCCGGGGUACGGAUUUGCGGCGGAGACAUGCUUGGGUUGGGGCAAAUAUUAA
Messenger RNA from Striga hermonthica, 1290 nucleotides. NCBI's taxonomy places the organism in Eukaryota, Viridiplantae, Streptophyta, Magnoliopsida, Lamiales, Orobanchaceae. The record is from the annotation of a GenBank genome assembly.